UUAAUAAUGUGAAAGAUAAUAUAUAAUUUCCUUUCAGGGGGACAGGGGUUACAAACUAUUCUUGAGAUUUCUUUACUACUUAAUGUCAUGUGUAUGGGUGCUUUGCUUGCAUGUAUGUCUGGGCAUCACAUGCAUGCCUGGUGCCUACAGAGAAUUACUGCAGAAAAGGGAUUCAUCUCCCCAGGAACUGGAGUUCCAGACAGUUGUGAGCUGUGUGUAGGUGCUGGGAAUCUAACAUGUGUCUUCUGGGAAGAGCAGUCAAGUACUCUUAACCACUGAGCCAUCUGUUUAGUUAGCCUUGUUCUUGGGCGCAUUUCAUUGGUGUAUGUUCAGACACACACGGUCUUGAAGUCCUGAAGAGGUUGCAAGUGUGGCUAGAGGUGGAGCUCUUGCCUAGCGUGUGCAAGGCCUUGGGUUGAUGGUCCUCAAUACUGCAAGCAGGACAACUUCAUCAGCUCUUAUUCUAGGGACUGGGUAUGUAGCUCAGUGGGUAGAUGCUUGCCUGGCAUUCCUGAAGGCCUGAGUUUGAUCCCAAGCACUGUAUGGUAGAGAAUGCCUGUCAUCCUGGCACUCCUAAGGUAGAAAGAAGGGUCAGCCUUGCCGACAUGAGUGAGUCUGAGGCCAGCCUGGGUUACAUGAGAAACAAAUAAACAUAAAGAGAGGCAAAUACCCACCUCUGGGAAUAGCACUGAAUCUAAAAAGAAAAGCCUAGCUUCCUUUUCAAAGUUGUGUGAUUUUAGAUUGCUCUUGUUUGGUGGAUGUUUGCAUAAGUAGUAAAACUUAGAUUUCUGGCAUUAGUAAGCGUUAGCAAAGUUUAUGUCUGUAUAGGCAUAUGGACAUAUGGAUAAUUUAAAUUUGGAAUCUCUGGGUUAGCUGUCUUCAUGGUUUAUUUUCUGGAUUCAGCUAGGCAGAUUCAAGGUAAGUAGUGAUUUUAACAUCUUACAGACAAUUUUUUGCUGCUUAAUUUGAGAUUAGUCUGGAAAUAUUAACUUUGAAAAUGAAGAGCAGCUAUAAUAUGAGAUGUCUGUUUCUGUGAGGUAUGUGCACAUGCCUUUGUAGCUGUGUUUAAGGUAUUGCCUUAAACAUCUGUUUAAGGUAUUUCCAUUUUUAUGAUGCAGUUGUCUAAAGGUGGUCUGUCUGUCUGUCUGUCUGUCUGUCUGAAAAUACAAAGCAUAAGCUUGGUCAAAGGAAGGAGUUUCUUUGAGUCCUGGCCUUUUGUUUCUGUUAUACUGCUAUAGUGUGCUACAUCACUGAUGGUUGUUGUGAAUGGUUGUUUCACAUUGAUCUCUCCUCCCUCUUCUUUUUUCUUUCCUUUCCUCUACUUCUUUUCUUUUUCUUCCUCUGUGCUAGUAGUGAACUCCAGAGCAUCACACAUGCUGGGCAAAUACUCUUACCAAGAAACUGUACUCUUGGCCCCCACUUCAUAUGUCUUAAGACUGAAAAUGGAUGAUCUUUUCUGUUUUUGAGACACUGGUCUCACUGUGUAGCCUUGGUUGGCCUGGAACUUGCUGUGUUGACCAGGCUGGCUUUCAACUCACAGAGAUCCACCUGCCUCUGCUUCUAUUAUAUUGGAAUUAAAGUGGUGGCUGAAAAUGGAUGAUUUUUUAAUUCAGACACUAUUACUUAUCAUAAGGACUCCAAUGUUAAGUUUUAGCUGUGUUUUCUUUUGUCACCAUGUAUUUUUGUUUUGUUAUAAGACAGGGUCUCCUUGUAUAUCCCUAGCUAGCUUUGAACUUACUAGAUAGAUUAGGCUAGCUUGAAUUUAUAGCAAUCUACAUUCUGCUUCUCCUGUGCUGGGAGUAAAGGUGAGCUCUAUCAUGCCUGGCUUGUUCCUAGUUUUCUGUUUUUAAUAUUCAACCUCACACUGUAGCCCGGCCUAGUUUGAAACUAUCUGUGUAAUCUAACUUAGCCUUAAAUUUGUGGCAGUCCCCCUGCUUAGACUCUGAGGCGCUGGCCACCAUACCUAGCUGUCAAUGGAACUUAACUUUUAUUUGGGUUAUAAUCUUAUUUACUAAGAAUAAAAUUUAUUUAUAUUUCCAGAUUUGGAUGAGUAAGUUGUACAUAAUUUUUUUUUCUAGUCAAUCAGAGUCGUUGGAUGAGAUGAGACCUUGAAAGGACUUUGGGUUUAUCUGCAACUUCGGUCACUAUCCUACCAAAAUCACCCCAGGUAAUAGAGAAGAGGAAACCCAGCCAGUGAUUAUGUGAUACUAUGGAAGAAGAUGGAAACAACUUGUUUACUGGAUUAAGAGAGUGGCGACUGCACUAAAACAUGGAUAGAUGCAAACAUGUAGGGCGGUUACGGCUCGCCCAGGACCACUCCAUCCUGAACCCUCAGAAGUGGUGCUGCCUUGAGUGUGCCACCACGGAGUCUGCUUGGGCCUGCCUCAAGUGCUCCCACGUGGCGUGCGGCCGCUACAUUGAAGACCAUGCACUGAAACACUUUGAAGAGACUGGACACCCGCUGGCCAUGGAGGUCCGGGAGCUCUACGUGUUUUGCUACCUUUGCAAGGACUACGUACUCAAUGACAACCCCGAGGGGGACCUGAAGCUGCUGAGAAGCUCCCUCCUGGCGGUUCAAGGCCAGAAGCAGGACCUGCCCGCGAGGCGUGGGCGGACGCUGCGGUCCACAGCUGCAGGCGAGGACGUGGUCCCGCCGCAGCGCACUCCUCAGGGACAGCCGCAGAUGCUCACGGCUCUGUGGUACCGGCGCCAGCGCCUGCUGGCCAAGACGCUGCGGCUGUGGUUCGAGAAGAGCUCCCGGGGCCGCGCGCAGCUGGAGCAGCAGCAGCAGGAGGAGGCGCUGGAGCGCAAGAAGGAGGCGGCGCGGCAGCGGAGGCGCGAGGUCAAGCGGCGGCUGCUGGAGGAGCUUGCCAGCGCACCCCCGCGGAAGAGUGCGCGCCUGCUCCCGCAUGCUCCCGGGCCUGUGGCUGUGCGCCCUGCUACCCUCGCUACCUCCCGGCGGGCGCCCAUGGCUGCGCUCAAGCCCCGCCGCCAGCCUGCGGUGGCCCCAGGUGUCACCGGCCUGCGCAACCUGGGUAACACCUGCUACAUGAACUCCAUCCUCCAGGUGCUCAGCCACCUCCAGAAGUUCCGGGAAUGUUUCCUGAACCUCGAUCCUUCCACCUCGGAGCAUCUUUUUCCCCAAGCAACCAACGGGAAAGCUCAGCUCUCCGGUAGGCCAGCCAGCAGCUCUGCCACCGAGCUGUCGGUGAGGAGUGCCCAGACACAGGGGUGUGAACCUCGGGGCCUCUGCUGGAGCAGCGGAGCCUCCAUCAGCAGGAGCCUGGAGCUCAUUCAGAACAAGGAACCCAGCUCAAAGCACAUUUCCCUCUGCCACGAGCUGCACACCCUCUUCCGAGUCAUGUGGUCUGGGAAGUGGGCGCUGGUGUCACCCUUUGCCAUGCUUCAUUCGGUUUGGAGCCUGAUUCCCGCCUUCCGCGGCUACGACCAGCAGGACGCACAGGAAUUUCUCUGUGAAUUGCUGCACAAGGUGCAGCAGGAACUGGAGUCUGAGGGUUCCACACGCCGGAUCCUCAUCCCCUUCUCCCAGAGGAAGCUCACCAAGCAGGUCUUAAAGGUGGUGAACACCAUCUUUCACGGGCAGCUGCUCAGUCAGGUCACAUGUGUAUCAUGCAAUUAUAAAUCUAAUACCAUUGAGCCCUUUUGGGAUCUGUCCCUGGAAUUCCCUGAACGCUACCACUGCAUAGAAAAGGGACUUGUCCCUUUGAAUCAGACAGAGUGCCUGCUCACUGAGAUGCUGGCCAAGUUCACCGAGACAGAGGCCCUGGAGGGGAGAAUCUACGCUUGUGACCAGUGUAACAGCAAACGACGAAAAUCCAACCCCAAACCCCUUGUUCUAAGUGAAGCUAGGAAGCAGUUAAUGAUCUACAGACUACCUCAGGUCCUCCGGCUACACCUUAAAAGAUUCAGGUGGUCUGGCCGUAAUCAUCGUGAGAAGAUUGGGGUCCAUGUCGUCUUUGACCAGGUAUUAACCAUGGAACCUUACUGCUGCAGGGACAUGCUCUCCUCUCUUGACAAAGAGACCUUUGCCUAUGAUCUCUCCGCAGUGGUCAUGCAUCACGGGAAAGGGUUUGGCUCAGGACACUACACAGCCUAUUGCUACAACACAGAGGGAGGUUUUUGGGUCCACUGCAAUGACUCAAAGCUGGAUGUGUGCAGUGUCGAGGAAGUGUGCAAAACCCAGGCCUACAUUCUUUUUUACACCCGAAGAACAGUUCAGGGCAGUGCAAAACUCUCAGAACCCCAUCUCCGAGCUCAGGUGCAGUCCAGCAGCAAGGACGAACACAGAACAUACACAUUUCCCUGACUGGUAGGCAUGCAUCAAAAUGCCCUUCCAUUUUCCCUCUUGGGAAAUAAGGCUUGCCACAGUAAGAGUACUGGGUUUGCCUCACUGGGUCUAGGGGACACAAUGCCCCGUGAUUCCUGCCCUGUCAAAAAAUUGGUAGUCACUUUCUUUUGAAAACACAUGGAAAUUCCCUCCUUUCAUAAAACCAAUCUAAAGGAGUAACUUCUAUGAAGAUUCUCUUGUCAGUUGCUUCUGGAAAACAGAGGGCUCUGGGUAGAGGAGAGGGUAACUGACCAGGCAGGAAGAGCAAUCGUUCUGUCUGCUCUGUCAUGAGUUCCCUACCAAUCGGGACCUCCUCGCGGCACUGCAGACCACAUGAGGAGUUGCGGAGGCUGGCAGCUGGCCAGACAGACUGGUUCCAAGGUGAAAGUCACAGGAUUUAUCCACAUAAACGAGGUAACCAUCAAGGGUCAGGGCUUGCAGAAUUCCUUCUUAGGAGAGAGUUGAAGAUGGGGUGAGGGGCAUGCAGCAGAUGUCCCCAUGCCAAGUGUGAAGCUUUCACAUGGGGCUUCUCCCAAGCUGCCACUGCCAUCUCAGCACUGCACACUGGGAAGCCAAGUCAUGAGCCAGUCCUUCCUUUUGAAGAGGUGGUCAGAGAAGGAGCCAGAGACCAGUGCACCACAGUCUGCACAUGGUGAGCCACGGACACUCCUGACUUCCCAGUCCUGGAGCAGGGCCCUGGCUCAGGUCUGGAACAGUCAUGGUUUGCUUUGGAUUGGUCUUUGGGUCAGUUGUCAGAAGCCAUCUCAGAAUGCAGUGAGGGUGAGCAGGGCUUGUCUGACUGCCUGCUGCUCCUGGGGUCUCACCUUGUGUGGCAUGCAGCUUCUUUCCUCCACCCAGAACAUGGGUAUCUGCAAGCUUGGAAGCUUUUGCCUCUCUCAGGUGUGAGCAGUGCUUAGGGACUGACCGUGUGCUUGUGGCCCUUGCCUAUUCUGUUCCCAGUCUGCUAUUUAUUCUCAUCUGCCACUUUGUCCAUGAGGAACAGAGCAAGACUCCCUGUCUUUUACUCUGGUAUUAGUAAAAUCACAUCUUUGGAAUUCAUUCCAUUUCUAAAUGGAAUUCGAGUACCCAGAGCCUUCCUCCCUAUCAGGCACAGUAAAGCCUUUUUCUCUUUGCAGUGGCCACUGCAGCCUCCCCAGUGAAUGCUCUCUUUUGAUUAAGUAGCUUGUGUUAAUGUUUGAAUUCGGGUAGUACAGUUGUCACUUUAAGGGUGUUGAAGGGGUGGGGAACAGGGAUGGUGAGGCUGAAGGAGGCAGCUGCAUUUCCCAGGCACAUGUGUAGCAUUUACUGCUGCCCUCAUUUGAGGUGAACUCUCCUACAGGCCUGCCAGAUAUCACUAGGACAUGGAAAAAUCAGACAGAAAGUGGCUCUUCCUGACAGGGAUAGCAUGCUAGAUUUAAACUUGCUUUUUUACAACACUGUGAGGUUUCUGUGAUAUUUAGCUUUUAUUUGGAAGCGAUAACGUAUGGCAUUUUUGUGCUGUUUGGUUUUUUACUGUCUAUUGCAGGCUUUUUUGUGAGCUUUGCUAGGGCUCCUCCUCUCCUGGGCACUGUUUUAAAGUGUCCUAGUUGCCCACACUGCCUGAGGUUCUAAUGUAAAGCUGUACCCCUGAAGUCCAAUUACUAAGGUGGCAUGAUGGUGAUGAUUUGUUACCAUGGUAGGAAAGGCCCUUUCAAAAACAAAGCCAGGUGUGGUGGUACACCAAGUAAGGCUAGCACUUGCUGAGUGCUGAAGCAGGAGGAUCAUGAGUUUGAGGCUACACUGGGAGACCCUGUCUGAAAAACAAAAAUUAUUUAGAGUAAAAAAGGAAACAAGACCAGAUUGCUCUUUAAACCCUGUGUUUGUUCUAGAAAGAGAACUUGAAGGCAGAGAAUACAUCUGUCUGCGCAGAGGGGAAACAUAUUAAUCAAUAUAAACACUUAAAGGAACAUUAAAAGGUUCUAAUUCAAUUUUUUAGUUUUAGAACAGUUUUAGAACAGCUAUCAGCAGGACUGGUAAGCAGAUUAGGGACUUUAUAAAGCCAAUGCUUUGCUGACUUGAACAUAUGAGAAUGAUAAAAUCACUUAAAAUAAGUUGGAACUGAAACCCGCUGUCUCCACUUGAGCUAUCCUCAUGAAGGUGCUACUGCAACCACAGACAACACAUCAGGCACCGGAAGCAGCAGCAUAGGUUAGGGAGGUGGUGCUUAGGAUCUUUGUUGCAGAAGAGCUGUGCAGUGUCAGGGCUACUGUGCUGUCCUCUGCCUCUGGUGUCUGUGCACAGGCAAAGCAGAGCGCAUGUCAGUUGCAUCACACUGAAACAUUCUAGAGAGAAGAAACAGACAGACCUUAGCUAGCUGACUCCAGGUCAAAUGCCAGGUGCUGCUCUCCCAGCAGCAGUCUCAGGCUGUGAACCCUUUGCCAUUGGCUGGUGUGUUUACUUACUGCUGUAGCCAGCCAAGAUGGAUACACCUCGGCCCUCAAAAAUGACUUCUUACCUCAGUCUAGCCUGGCCCUCAUGCUUGUGAUUGCCUCUAAGAGCAGCACCCAUUAUAGUGCAAAAGUAGCAGGGAUACCCUUGGCACCAGGAACUGCAGCUCUCAACACACGGCCAGCAGAGCUCUUGCCAGCUUUAAUCCAGCCCCUCUGCCUGCUAUGGGAGGGCAGUGCCACAUGGUAAAGAACUUCUAGAUGUCUCUUAAAACGUCAUAAAUAAAAUUUGAAACUGUAGAAGUGUUAAUGUGUCCUAUGGACUCAAUAGCAGAGUUUAUUUUUGUUCACAAUGGCAAGGCUUCUAGAGUCCAUGAUUGUAUGAGGUCCCUACUCUGGCUAUCUAUGCCUUCAGCUCUAUCCACAUUCAGGGGAAGAGCCAAUGAGGUGGACUGGCUGGCAGUGCCCCAGAGUAAGCUGAGAGGUCAGUAGUUGCGCAGAAUGAAAACUUGCGGUAGGGGACUUGGGGGGGGGGGCAAAAAAGAUCUCAAAUUUGUUUUACUGAUGAAGCUUUGUGAACUAAUUUUAUACAAUUCAUAAAAUUUGGUGCCUUGUACUUAAUUAUGGUUUGCAUGAGAUUGAGAAAGGGAAGGGUUCCUUCUUGUUAUGUCGUAUGGCAGAUGGGUCUGUAGUGUUUAAAGGACAUGUGCUAUCAGAUUUUUAGAGCAUUCCUAUCUUUGUGUAUGAAUGCGAUUGUUCUUACCAGCAAGUUCUAGAGUUUUAAUGCCCAAAUUGUAUUUGUAAUCAUUCAUCAAAUGGCUGUCUUUCAAGGCAGGCAACACACACCACUGUUGUUCAUUGUUCCUUGUAUAUGCCAGACAUUAAUUCUGGCCUUUUCUGGAAGGUGACCCUUUCCUGAAUGUGGAUGACAUCUCUAUUUGGGGUUGCAGCUUAUGUGUGGAAGGGUUUCCAGUUAGUUGGGAGAGCACGAAUGAUCAGAAAAGCCUUUAUCUAAAUCAUGGCUAAAGCUGGCAAUGGAAUCAACAUGAAUUCUGGGGUCUUUCUGCACAAACCAUCUCAGGAGGCAUGUAAAAACCAGUCUCCUACAUGUGACCCUUUAGACUGUAAGAGAAACCAGUACACCGUAAUAUGCAGAGUGAAUGAUGUAAAAUGAUGUCUCUGUCACCAUCACCCUCUCCACUUUCUGGGCAAAUGCCAACUGGGAUGCUGCUAAGUGGCUGCAGAAGGUAGUGAGCCUCAGUCUGUUUUGCCAGGGCUGGUCAGAGCCAGUUCUUUCACUCCAACCUUAAGUUUCUGCUGAGCUUGUUGAGACUUCACCGUAGGUGUUUAAAAGCUCACCAUUCAAAGCUCACUUGGUAACUGGGUCCUUUGACCUAGUUCCUAGACUAAUUAGGUGAAGAGUUGUAUCCUUGGCGUGAAAUUUUCUAGAGUCACUUGCUUUACUUUUUAUUUUUUAACCAGCUAAGUGUGCAUCUCACAGGCAGUUCUUUUUGUCAGUGCUAAAGCUGAGAAGCGCCUCCUCAGGACUGUGAGCUUCAUCUCUCUUCCACAUUCCUAUCUGCUGAGUCCUGGUCUGUCACUUUCCUACGUGCUUGUCAACCCACACACCGGGGCAAGCUUAUGAAGCAAGUGAUCACUUUUGUGAAAUCUGUCUAUACUUACGUUGGCAUGUUUCACUUAAAAUAUAACUAGCUGCUGGGGAAAUGGCUCAUUGCUAAGGCCCUGGUUUCCAUCCGGCUCCACUAAACCGGCUUAAAUGAAACUGCCAAAUCAGCUUUAUGACUUCAAAAAGCAACAGUAAAGUUACUUGAAAUUAAACCUUAAAAUUUUAGUGAAAUUUCCUUUCAAUUAUGCUUUUGAAAGCUAUCGCAAAUUAAUUCUUCAUAGAUUCUGGGGGCUUUGAGGGGAGGUUGUUUUGUUUUGUUUGUUGGAGAUAGGGUUUCUCUGUAACAACCCUGGUACAGACUAGGCUGGCCUCCAACCCACAGAAAUCUGCCUGCCUCUGGCUGGGAUUAAAAGCUUGUGCCACCACGCCUGCUUAGAUUCUGGUUUUUAACUUAGGAAAUUGUUUAAUUAAAUAGAACUGCUCAGUUUUAGGAUCAUAUAGCAGGCUGCUAUUUCCUAGCUUAGCCAGGGUCAUGUGGGGUUCUACAUCUAUGACACAGCUUAAGAAACCACUUCUGGGCUGGAGAGAUGGCACAGAGGUUAAAAACACUGCUUGCUCCUCCUGAGUUCCUGAGUUCAAUUCCCAGCAACCACAUGGUGGCUCACAACCAUCUAUAGAGAUCUGGUGCCUUCUUCUGAGGUUCAGGUGUACAUGAAGACAGAACAUUGUAUACAUACUAAAUCUUUUUUAAAAAAGAAAAAGAAACCACUUCCUAGUCACCUUUUGAGGCUUUGAAAGUAAUGGCUUCAAACCUAAACCUUAUCCUUGUGUUCAUAUUCAUGGCCCUGUCUCCCCUUUAAGACAUAGUCUCACUGGGUAGCCCUGGCUAGCCUGGAACUUACUAUGUAGACCAAGCUGGCCUCAGAGAUCCACAUGCCUCUGGGGUUAAGUGUGUGGCACCAGGCCCAGCCUGUCUUCCUCUUAAUAAUCUCUAAAAUGAGCUUUUCAGAGUAUCAGGCACUACAGAGCCUGGAAUCCUAACCUGUACCUGGCAUCCUAACUGGCGCGUGGAAGCAGCACGGUAGAGUUCAUGGCCGUCUUCAACUAUGUAGUUAAGUUUGAGGCCAACAUGGGGUACAGAGACCGUCUCAAAAAACAACUUCUAAUUGCCCUCUCUUAAAUUAUUUUGUGGGUCAAAUUCAAGAGUUUCCUGCAGUGAGCUAUACUCCUAGACCCUAGAAAACUGCUGAAUGAAUAUACCAGCAGAUCCAGGAAGGCAGCUUUAUCCUGUUCACCUUUAGUGAGCUGCUGUAAGUAACAUCUAUAAUAGUCAAGAAGCUGUGGCCCAGUUACACCAAUCCUUUCUCACUCAUGCUCUGUAAUCCAACACCAGUUCUAAGGGGCCUGGCUCAGAAAAGCAGUUUUUAAAUGUCCAGUCAAUUGACUACAUGAAAUUACACAGAGCCUUUUUCCAUGACCACCUGGUACCAUGGCCACAGGAGACUCUCCAUGCUGGUUCUUCACGUGCUUGAAAGAACACAGUUGCAUCGGCAGAAAUCUUGGGGUAAGAAGCAUCUUUCUGUGCAGGAAGCUGCUUCCUUGUGCCCACUGACACGUUUGCCACCACCCAGAUUGAUGCCCUUUUCUGCCACCAAAUCUUACUCUGUUCCAGCAUCAAUGCCUUCCAGAUGUCUGGAAAAACCCACCCGGCAAACUAAAAUGCAAAAACCACCAACUUCUUCCUCCAGGAAACUCAAUCAGUUAUAUGGCGCAUCUGCAUCCCCGUGGAGUAGAUGGUUCUGUUCCCAUUUCUUUUUUGUUUUUCCUUUUCUUUUUAAAUGAGGCAAAUCAUUUCCAUUGCAAUCCAUGUUUGGGGCUCAUUUCUGUCUCUUGAGUGUGAAAUACAAAUCAUGUUUUUGGUUUUUUUUUGAUUUUUGUAAACUGACUUUUUACACCUUGUUUUUGUAAGUUUCUUAUUAAAAGAAUAAAACACC
Messenger RNA from Meriones unguiculatus (Mongolian gerbil), 10395 nucleotides. RefSeq names its product ubiquitin specific peptidase 49 (gene Usp49). The transcript has 7 exons. Gene Ontology annotation, cellular component: cytoplasm. Gene Ontology annotation, biological process: protein deubiquitination. Lineage: Eukaryota; Metazoa; Chordata; Mammalia; Rodentia; Muridae. Gene Ontology annotation, molecular function: cysteine-type deubiquitinase activity; zinc ion binding. Bases 2270 to 4327 code for a protein of 685 amino acids. The record is from RefSeq and is a predicted model, not a curated record.